AUGGAACCCGAAAACCGAAUAUUCUCGAUUAAAGUAUUUGUUACUUUAGUUGUUCUAAUAGCUCUUGUAACUGCGAACACUAUGAUGAGCAUUGCAUCUUCGAAAAUCGAAAAGAUAGAUACGAAGUUGAUGCGUAGAGUCCAACACGAUAAGAUUUUAUUUGUUAUGGAGAGUGAAAGAUUACUUAUUUCUAUACAUAACCGUUUGGUGAGAUUGCCAUUUGUACCUCAUUGGAUUGUGUAUUUAUUCAAAUCUGCGGUACUUUUUUCUCCAGAAUUCCGCAUUCACUCGUGUAAAGCAACGUGGAAUCAUUUGACAAAGAUACUAAUAGCAAAACUCCCAAGCGGAAGAGAAUACCGUUUGCCAAUCGAGUUAUCUGACAAAAUCAUGAAAAUAGUUGCAGAUAAUCAACCCGAAAAUUCUUCUCCAGAUAUUGUUACAGCUGAUAUGUUAGAAAAUGAACUUUCUGAUUUGGAAAAAAGUAUCAAAGAUAGGUUAUGCUCUCUCCAGAAUGAUUUACGAUCUUUUAUUACAGAACAAAACUUUUUGUUGAAAGAUCUCAUUCAAGAAUUGAAUAACACAUCUCAGUAUUCACAGACUGGUGAUAAAUAUAUGAAGGAAUCUAUCCCUGAACAACUCCAUGUAUGGCAGAAGCAAAUGCGUGUAUAUAACUCCGCAUUGUCUGAAAACAUUAAUAAUUCACAUGCUAAUCUCCAAUCUGGAUUUGGUCGAUUAGAGAAAACUCUUGGUGAAAUGAUGCUUCAAUUAGAUGCUGCACUUAAAAUAAGUUCAGAACAAAAUACCUACACACAUUUUGAACAAUCUAAGGAGGAAAAUGAAGUGUGA
This is a messenger RNA of Gryllus bimaculatus (two-spotted cricket), 846 nucleotides long. The record is from the annotation of a GenBank genome assembly. Lineage: Eukaryota; Metazoa; Arthropoda; Insecta; Orthoptera; Gryllidae.